UUGAAAGGAGGUGAGAGUUGCCUCGUCCUCUCUCUCCCCCCUCCCCAUCAGGCUGGCUCUUUCCCAGGGACACAAUGAUAUCCCACGGGCUGUAGGGGGCUGAUCUAGAAGAAUCCCGCCUCUGAAACAUCACAUCCCCAAAAAAAAAGAGAGAAAGAAAGAAAGAGGGAGAAAGAGGGAGAGCAAAGGCUGCGGAGAGCCCAGAGAGAGAGACAGCUGUCCAGCCGGGAUGCCCUGGUUAGACAGCCCCAUGCUGCUGCUAUGGGUGCUAAUAGCGGAGAUGCUCCUUUUGGGACAGGGGCAACCGAACUUCCUAGACUAUUUAUAUGAUGAGGAGGCGGACGGGGUGCUGGAAGAACACAUAGAUUACAAGGACCCCUGCAAGGCUGAUGCUUUCUGGGGAGACAUCGCUCUGGACAAAGAAGAUCUGAAACAUUUCAAGGUGGAUUGGAGCGGGCAUUCCACAAAGCAUUCAGUCUCUCCAGGUUCUGCAACAAAUGGCUCCUUACUACAGACGGAGAGCCAAGGGCGAACAGGCAGAAUUGUCAUCCGUGGUAAGCGUGCAGCAACUUCUCGGCUUGAACGGGUUUGGCCAGAUGGAGUUAUUCCUUACGUCAUCAGCGGAAAUUUCAGCGGCAGUCAGAGAGCAAUAUUUCGUCAGGCUAUGCGGCACUGGGAGAAGAAUACUUGCGUCACCUUCUUGGAAAGGACCGAUGAGGACAGUUACAUAGUGUUCACUUACAGACCGUGCGGAUGCUGCUCAUACGUGGGACGGCGUGGGGGUGGCCCUCAAGCCAUCUCCAUUGGAAAGAACUGUGACAAGUUUGGGAUUGUGGUUCACGAGUUAGGCCAUGUCAUCGGAUUCUGGCAUGAACACACAAGACCAGACAGGGACGACCAUGUAUCUAUCAUCAGAGAGAACAUCCAACCAGGACAGGAGUAUAACUUCCUGAAGAUGGAGCCAGAGGAGGUGGAGUCCCUUGGAGAAACUUACGAUUUUGACAGUAUUAUGCACUAUGCACGGAACACUUUCUCCAGGGGGAUUUUUCUGGACACCAUUCUUCCGAAAUAUGAUGUGAAUGGAGUUAGACCUCCAAUAGGGCAGAGGACACGGCUCAGCGCUGGUGACAUUGCACAAGCCCGAAAACUGUACAAAUGCCCAGCUUGUGGUGAGACACUCCAGGACAGUCAAGGGAAUUUCUCUUCUCCGGGUUUCCCUAACGGAUACUCUGCAUAUGUGCACUGCGUAUGGAGGCUCUCUGUCACGCCCGGGGAGAAGAUUAUGCUGAAUUUUACCUCUUUGGAUUUGUACCGCAGUCGCCUCUGCUGGUACGACUACAUCGAAGUCAGGGACGGUUUCUGGAAAAAAGCCCCACUCCGAGGAAGAUACUGCGGGGAUAAGAUUCCAGAACCCAUCAUAUCUACAGAGAGCAGGUUGUGGAUUGAGUUCCGGAGCAGCAGCAACUGGGUGGGAAAGGGAUUCCAGGCAGUGUAUGAAGCACUGUGUGGAGGGGAAGUGAAGAAGGACUCUGGACACAUCCAGUCCCCUAACUACCCCGAUGAUUAUAGACCUAACAAGGCGUGUGUGUGGCGACUCAGUGUGGCAGAUGGAUUCCAUGUUGGAAUCUCAUUCCAAUCCUUUGAGAUUGAGCGCCAUGACAGCUGUGCUUACGACUAUCUGGAAAUCAGGGAUGGCAACACGGAGAGCAGUCCUCUCAUUGGCCGAUUCUGCGGCUAUGACAAACCGGAUGACAUCAAGAGUUCGACGAACCAGUUGUGGAUUAAAUUUGUAUCUGACGGCUCCAUCAACAAGGCUGGCUUUUCUCUCAACUACUUCAAAGAGGUGGACGAGUGUUCACGUCCCAACAGUGGGGGCUGCGAGCAGCGCUGCGUGAACACCUUGGGCAGUUACAAGUGCGCAUGUGAUCCAGGAUAUGAGCUGGGUCCAGACAAGAAAAAAUGUGAAGCGGCCUGUGGCGGAUUUCUGACCAAACUAAAUGGCUCCCUUACCAGUCCGGGCUGGCCCAAGGAGUACCCACCAAACAAGAACUGUGUCUGGCAGCUGGUGGCCCCCACGCAGUAUCGAAUCUCACUCCGAUUUGAUCAGUUCGAAACAGAAGGCAAUGAUGUCUGUAAAUACGAUUUUGUGGAAGUCCGCAGCGGUCUGACAUCAGACUCCAAGCUGCACGGGAAAUUCUGCGGCUCGGAGCUCCCCUCUGUGAUCACCUCUCAGUACAACAACAUGCGGAUUGAGUUUAAAUCUGAUAACACGGUUUCCAAGAAGGGCUUCCGGGCUCAUUUCUUCUCAGAUAAGGACGAGUGUUCUCACGAUAAUGGAGGCUGCCAGCAUGAGUGUACCAACACAAUGGGCAGCUAUCUGUGCCAGUGCCGCAGCGGGUUCAUCCUGCACGAGAACAAGCAUGACUGCAAGGAGGCCGGCUGCGACCAUAAACUUACCAGCAGUACUGGGACCAUCUCUAGCCCAAACUGGCCCGACAAAUACCCCAGCAAGAAAGUCUGCACCUGGCAGAUUACAGCCACGGCAGGCCACCGUCCACGACUAACUGUCACCGAGCUGGACCUUGAGUCCCAUCAGGAAUGUCUGUACGAUCACGUAGAGGUCUACUCGGGCACCGACGCACAGUCUCCGGCCGUCACGCGCUUCUGUGGCAGCAAAAUCCCGGAUCCCAUCAUCACCCCCAACAAUACCAUGUUCUUGAAGUUUGUGUCUGACAAUUCAGUGCAGAAGAGGGGAUUCCUAGGAGAACUCUCAACAGUGUGUGGAGGGACACUGCAUGCAGAAGUUCGUACUAAGGACCUGUAUUCCCAUGCCAAAUUCGGAGAUGACACUCACCCCACGGCUUCAGAGUGUGUUUGGCAUGUGGUGUCGGAGCCGGGUUACGGAGUGGAGUUAGUCUUCCAGAGCUUCGAGUUGGAGGAAGAGCCAGAGUGUGGAUAUGAUUACAUGGAGCUGUACGACGGGCCGGAUGAAGGAGCCCCCCGUCUGGGGAGAUUCUGCGGGUCAGGGCCCCCAGAGGAGGUGUAUUCCUCAGGUGACUCUCUGACUAUCAAGUUUCACUCCGACGACACCAUUAACAAGAAAGGAUUCCAUGUGCGAUACACUAGCACCAAAUUCCAGGACACUCUACAUUCUCGGAAAUGAUACCACAGCCGUCUGUCCUCUGACUCGUCUGGGACCGUGUCUGCCAAUGGAGACAGCCUCCGAACUGCUGGACCCCAAAACCUUAAGGGUGGGCGCAGAAAAAGGGACAAGCAAGAGCCUCAGGGAUAAUCAAGGGUGCAGUCAUAUGUCGGCACACACAACAUUUACCUGAUGCACACUCACACGAAACUCAAACUCCCCCCUCUGUGAUAGAGGCGCCAAAAUAAAUGUAACAACAUUUCUCAACAAACGCCAUUUUGUACACUCACACACUCUACAUUGCGUGUAUUUCCGGACACACGCAAACACGGCUCACAUUUCUCCGUGUAGGAUCUGUGGCAACUUUUGGUAAAUAGUAAUACUAUUGUUCAAAACUUACCUUAAACCCUUUGUCUCAUUAUAUUAGUUAUAUGCACCUCUGUAACAAUGCAACACUAUUCCAACAAUGGCUGCCAUGACCCAGCCGUGCUAUAAUACACAUUUCUCUAAAUAUUUGCACUUUUCGUUCUAACUUAAUCCUUCCGGAUAACCUAUUAGCCCUUACUCUUCACCUUUCAUCUGGCUCCGUAACAGCCUUAAUGAUCUGUCUUCUCUGCCGGGUUAAGUGACGCUGCCGAUCUCUCCCGCCGAUCGCAUCAGGCCACUUUAUAAACACUGUUGUCUUUUCAAUGCCACUAUAAGCCCCUAUUCUCUUUCAUUCUCGCCUAUGAUGACCUUGCCUCUAUCCCCCAUUCUUCCCAUGUAAAGACACAGUUCCUUUGAAGUGGUCUCCAAGUAUCAACAUUUUAUCCUCGGUCUUGAAUGCAUAAACCUCAACGACAGUCUUCGUCAAAAAUGUGUAAAACUGCGGACUCAUUAAAAACGACCACCACUGUGAAA
This is a messenger RNA of Spea bombifrons (plains spadefoot toad), 4042 nucleotides long. It is a transcript of the gene BMP1, whose product is annotated as bone morphogenetic protein 1. The coding region runs from base 230 to 3163 and encodes 977 amino acids. Gene Ontology annotation, molecular function: zinc ion binding; calcium ion binding; metalloendopeptidase activity. Lineage: Eukaryota; Metazoa; Chordata; Amphibia; Anura; Pelobatidae. The record is from RefSeq and is a predicted model, not a curated record. The transcript is spliced from 20 exons. Gene Ontology annotation, biological process: proteolysis.